Phytomonas sp. EM1 is the source of this 1692-nucleotide messenger RNA. The record is from the annotation of a GenBank genome assembly. Lineage: Eukaryota; Euglenozoa; Kinetoplastea; Trypanosomatida; Trypanosomatidae.
AUGAAACACUAUGUAUCGAAAGCUGCCAUGCGCUCUAGGGAAAUUUCACAAACGCUGAUCAAGAACCUAGAAGCUUACCACACGCUUCACUCUCUCCUCGGGAAUCAUGGCUCAUGUGACGAGGGUGGUGGCAAGAAAGCUGGCACGUAUCCCUCAGCCAUUAAUUUAGCCUCUCGAGAUGGUUCGAUAGUAAAAUUUCAAGUGAACUCUUCACAUGUGCUGAACCCUAUGUGGAAGAGCAUCGACAACACCCUCAACGCUGCCGCAUCAUUUGCCAUUCGACAUAGCUUUGAAAGCCACUUUGCUACUACUAUGGCUUCCAUCGGAGAGCGAUCGUCCUCGAUCAAUCCUUUCACGGUCUCCGCAGAUCAGUACUCACAGGUUGACAGCAACGCGCACCCACUUUCCCAUCUCAUUGGACCCUCUCUAGUUGAUGCUGGGGAUUUACCCGACUAUGCUUCCUCUCCUUUUCUCGCGAAGGCUAGCAUUGAGAGCCCAGAUGCGUUGGCUGAAGAGAUUUUUAUCAGUGCAUGGACACGGGACCAUCAGGACGCGACUCCAGCGCAGAUUCAGCAGAGACUUUCGGAGUGGCGAAAGGAUCAGAUGGGUCGCAUGCGCCUUCUAUUGCGUCAGGAAGUCUGUAAGCUUCAUCAAGAACUAGAAGAGCAGCGCGAGAUGGCGGGCACAUCCGGCGACGAAAUACGCCUGUCCAUGCCCCUUGACCUUGAUGGCACUCUAGGGAAAGCAGCCGUCGAGGUGCGUGAUGCGGAGAAAGCCGAGGCCCAUCGGCAGCGGUCCAUGUGGAAGCGUUUCAUUGAAGACGAUCCGGUGUCAUCGAAGACGAAACUGCUUCCUAUGAUGGAGGUUGGUUCAUCGGAACUUGGAGCGUCGUCAUUGAGCAUUGUGAAAGAUUACGCUGCCGAUCGUUCGGUUACAGAUUGGUUAAGAGGUCGAGGUUGGAUUCAUCGAACCCAUCUCCACGAGGCCGCCGCGUUGCUUAUUCAGUGUGUCUUCCGGGGCUACUCUGCGAGAAGAAAGGCCCAACGUCUGCGUGUAGCACGUUUUCUGGCAUUCAAGAAGACCUUGAAAACAGAGGAAGAGACAAAAAGACAGUGGGAGGUAUCUCUGAAGAUUUUUGAACAGGGGUCAAGUCAAGUUCAGUCCACCCGCAGACUUAAUGCACUCCUAUUUUUUGAGAAUAAGAUGAGUGCCAUCAUCAGCAUGCGUCGUACCCGGAACGCAGCACGUGCUGCUUCUGAAGCUGAAGUCGUCAAUUUUGCUGCGACAAGUAUUCAACGUGUUUACCGUGGACACCGUGCGAGGCGUCUGGUCUAUGGCAUGCGCCACCCAGAGUGGCUGGCGGAAGUGUUGCUUCGACGUCAAACACAGGCUGCUCUGCGCAUUCAGACCGUUUGGCGUAGCCACCACGUGCGCAGUAUUCUCCGCCGGCGUCACAAAGCAGCGUGGGUAAUUCAGAGAGCCUAUCGCUUUCAUUGUGCACGUGCGUUGCUGACACGCCUUCGCCUGAAGCUAAAACGGAAGUCUGUUGAGGACGUCCGCAUUUUUGCGAUACAAAUUAUCGUGAGAUUCUUGAAGAGAUGCUGCUCUAAAAGGCGCACUCAAAAGUGCCAUUGUGUAAAAGCGGCUGAUGACACCGACCAAGAGAUGGAACAAACUGAGGAGAAAAUGUAA